Messenger RNA from Symbiodinium natans, 2166 nucleotides. NCBI's taxonomy places the organism in Eukaryota, Dinophyceae, Suessiales, Symbiodiniaceae. The record is from the annotation of a GenBank genome assembly.
AUGGCAAACGCAGCGGAUAGUCAGCCUUUCUUCGAGCAACAUGCUCGCAAGAUCGGGAUGGAGCAGCAACUCUUGGACAAAUUCAUAGCUGGAGGGGUCAAGACGGUGUCCAUGGCAGCCUAUGCCGCCACUCAACCGGGUCAACCUCUCACAGACAGGGAGGUCUCCACUCUAUGUACGAGUCUGGGGCAGAACAACCCCACCCUUGCACAAAUGACGGUCGUCAAGAGGCUCCUGUUCGAGUGCCAGACCAUGAGUCUGGCAAACUUGAAGGCCACCGUGGAACAGCAGCCGGACUCAGUUCUACGUAAGCUGCCAGGAGCUGAGAGAGCCCAGCGCCUGGAAUUGCAGGCUCAAAGGCUGGGCGGACUCUCGAUUGAGCAUGACUUGGAGCCCGCCUUUUCAGUCUAUGAUGCUGUGUCGACACAGGUAGAGCAAGGGUCGCUGAAAUACCUGCACCCGAGCAAGAUCCCCACGCGUCGCCAGGAAUUGGCGCAAGGCAAGCCAGCCAAGGAACUUGUGCUGGACGAUAAAUCCUUUAAAGUUGAGGCCCAGUUGGGGUCAGACAUGGCGACUUACAGGGCGCUGCAAAGAAGGGGUCUGGCCUACGACCUCGUUGGCAUUUUGAGUUUCAAGGUGCACGAGAAAUGGCUUCAGAAGGCUUCAACCAACCGUCCGACGCUGCAGCAGGUCCUGCGAGCAGAUCGGGCCUUGUGGAUGGAGCUUGGCAGCAAACAGCCGACCCUGACAAGGGCAGCGGCGAACGCGCUCGCGGACGCCCGGUGCUUAGAUCAAGUCUUCCUGGAAGCCACCAACACGGUUGCAGUCAAUUUUCACUUCAUGCCGACACCUCGUGCGGAAGGGUUCACAGAUAAAGGCGGCAAAGGCGCGGGCAAGGGCCCCAAGCGCUGGGGCGAUGGAAAAGGGUAUGGACAAUGGAAAUAUCAGAGGACCAACAAAGGGGACAAGGGCCAGGGAGGCAAAUCAGGUUUCAAGGGAGCCCGCCUCCCCACAAAGGGCAAAUUUGACAGUGGCAAGGGCGGCUUUCCGAAUAAGUCCCUCGUCUUGCAAGGAGGCAAGGGGGAGACCCCCAUGCCGGCCGCCUUGCGAGGCGGCGUGCCGAACGACGAGCACGGAGAUCCUCUUUGUUUUGGCUUCAACCUAGGUUGCUUCCGGAAGCAUCCCUUUUCUGAGCACAAGCACUCAGGCUUCCGCAUUUUCACCUCAGGCGAGUCAUCCUGGCGCGCAGAGGUCUGGACAGGCGGUCGGUCGGAGUGGACAACGUCCGUGUGCCGAGGACUGGCCGCCGUAUGGCUGGCGCCGCCCUGCGGCACAUCCAGCAGGGCCAGGGAAAUCCCGCUUCUGUGGGAGGACGAGCCGCGUCCUUUGCGGUCAGUGGAGUGCCCGGAAGGGCUUCCAGGCCUUGGCCCAAGUGAUGCAGAAAGGGCGGCAAAGGCUAACGAGCUUUACCGGCUCACGGCCCGAAUCUGGGACUUUUGCUGCGAAAAUGGCAUUGUGGUAAUCAUAGAGAGUGAACAGGCGAUCGUGGUCCAGUGCGACUUUUGCAUGAUGGGAGGUUCGAGAUUAAAGCGGACGGCCUUGCUGUGUAACAACGACCUCAUCACAGGCCUGGCUGUCACGUGUGAUGGAUCCCACGAGCACCUACCCUGGGAAGUGCACGAGGGAGUUCUCGCAACAAAGCUUGAGACCGCGUACCCGCACCAGUUUUGUAAGCACUUUGUUUCCCUGCUGUUGCAGCAUCUGUCAUCCCCGAAUUUUGCCGACGAACCAGAUGGACAGUGCCCGCCGACUCCGCAGCACUCUCCAAACUACACAGUGGUUGGGACCGGACAAGGUUUCAAGGCGCCAGGAGCCCCGGCGUUGAGAGUGACGCCCCUACUGUCUUCUGCGACGGACGUUCUGGUGGAGGUCCCGUGGAACCCACAGGACCCGACUGGCCGGCCACCCCCGACACCUGUGUCUCGGGGUGGACUUUCCUUGCAGGAGUUUCUCAGCAAGGUCAUGCGGCAAUACAAUGCCAAACCAGCACAGGAUCUGCCCCUCCUGAUUGAACAGGACUGCUCCCAGACCCAUUUCGAGGCCUUGGAGUCCUUCUUGCGAGGCGUCUGGGCUCGCACCGUCCUCGGCGACGCUUCGGCUAUGUAA